Molecule: messenger RNA, 1050 nt
Organism: Beta vulgaris subsp. vulgaris (sugar beet)
Lineage: Eukaryota; Viridiplantae; Streptophyta; Magnoliopsida; Caryophyllales; Amaranthaceae
Exons: 1
Coding region: 1-1050 (349 amino acids)
Source: RefSeq, a predicted model, not a curated record
AUGGGUCUGGGUUUUGCUCAAUCUAAACAAGAUUAUUCCUUGUUUACUAGAAGCUUAGAUGGUGAAUUCUUAGCCAUUUUGGUCUAUGUGGAUGAUAUGGUGGUUACAUGUACUCAUAUGCCUCAAAUUAAUGUUGUCAAACAUGCUCUUGAUAAGGAGUUUACUAUAAAAGAUCUUGGUGCUCUUAAUUACUUCUUAGGCAUUCAGAUAUCUAGAACAUCUUCUAUUGUGUUUUUAUCACAGAAAAAAUACAUGAAUGAUAUCAUUGUUGAUUGUGGAAUGGAGUCUAAUGAUCCUUCUCCUGCACCUCUUCCUGUUGGAUUAAAACUCUCUACUGAAAUUGGUGAUGUUCUUGAUGAACCAGAGAUUUACAGAAGGUUAAUUGGGAGACUAUUAAAUUUAGGUCUUACUAGACUUGAUUCGUCAUACUCCAUUUGGCAUCUUAACCAAUUUCUUCAUCAACCUAGAGUGCCUCACCUCAAGGCUGCUCUUCAUGUUGUGAAAUACCUACAAGGCACCAAGGAUUUUGGUUUGUUUUAUCCAGCUAACAACAAAUUACUAGUCACUGCAUAUAGUGAUUCAGAUUGGAGUGCUUGUCAAUUUUCUAGUAGAUCUUUAAGUGCAUAUGUUGUGUGUCUUGGAGACAGCUUAGUUUCUUGGAAAACAAAGAAACAAUCCACUGUUAGUAAAUCUUCAGCUGAGGCUGAAUACAGAAGUAUGUCAGCCACUGCUAGUGAAUUAGUCUGGCUCAAUGGGUUGUUAAAAGAUCUGCAGGUGGCAGUUUCUCUUCCUAUCACUAUGUAUUAUGACAAUACAUCUGCUGAGCAUCUUGCACUUAAUCCCAAGUUUCAUGAAAAGACUAAACAUCUCAAGAGAGAUAUGCAUUAUGUUCGAGAGCAGGUUGAAGCUGGCUUCUUAGCUACAUCUCACAUUCAGUGCUCAGCUCAACUAGCAGAUUUGCUCACCAAAGCCUUAGCUUCUCAACAGCAUCAUCUUCUUUGCUCCAAGCUUGGCCUUGUCUCUCAAGCCCAUCUUGAAGGGGGGAUAUAA